Xenia sp. Carnegie-2017 is the source of this 1395-nucleotide messenger RNA. RefSeq names its product D-arabinitol dehydrogenase 1-like. The record is from RefSeq and is a predicted model, not a curated record. Lineage: Eukaryota; Metazoa; Cnidaria; Anthozoa; Malacalcyonacea; Xeniidae. Gene Ontology annotation, molecular function: oxidoreductase activity; zinc ion binding. The coding region runs from base 67 to 1101 and encodes 344 amino acids. The transcript is spliced from 2 exons.
GUAGAAGUUCUCGAUUUCUACGCGAAGCAUUUACAAGAUAUUUUGUACAAUUUGUCUCUCUCGAGAAUGAAUACUGCUCUACAACUUUGGGAUGGUGAACUGUCUGUUAUCACAACUCCCCCACCUCGAGUCGCAUCGCCUCUAGAGAUUGUAAUAAAAGUUGCUUUUACAGGAGUUAGUGCUUUAGAUUUACUGGUUUUGUCUGGUAAAUUUCCUUGUCCGAAAUCUCUUAUUCUUGGCCACGAAUUUUCUGGUGUUGUGACGGAAAUUGGUAGUGAAGUGAAGCGCUGUUCUGUUGGAGAAAGAGUUGUAGUCAAUCCACACUCAAAGUCUGACAGUUUCAAAGCUCAAGCACAUCUCUGCUUUACCAAUGAAAUUUCAAAAUCAAUUGGCCUUGGAUGCAAUGGUGGCUGGGCACACUAUUGUCGGGUACCAGCUGCUUUAGCUCAUCCAAUUCCAACCCAAAUUACUUUAGAAGUUGCUGCCUUGGCUGAGCCAAUAUCUUGUAUCCUGCAUGCAUUGGAUUGCAUUGGUAACGUAUACACUGAUGCAGACAUACUUAUUUGUGGAACAGGAAUAAUUGGUUUACUGUUUGCAAGUAUUUUUCAUUAUCGAGGUUAUCGUAGAGUGACCCUUACUGAGAUAUCAGAGCAACGUAGGGCUUUAGCUUCAGGUUUGAAACUUGGUUUCAACAUUGUACAUCCCGACAGUUUAGAAGUUUUGUACAAGCGUAGUAUUAUAAAAAAUACUAGUACAUGGGGAUUUGAUUUGAUUAUUGAUUGCACUGGUAUGGAUGCUGCUAUUGAGCAAUCUUUCAAAUGGCUUCGCUUUGGAGCAACUUUCUGCAUUUUUGGCAUUUGUUUACAAGAAUCGGAAGUAAAAAUCAGCCCCUAUGAUAUUUUGAUGAAAGAAAUCAAAGUUGUUGGUUCAAUUCUGAAUUCUCUCACAUUUCCAAGAUCCAUCCAACUUAUAGAAGAUAUGGGCAAGGAUUACUUAAGUUAUGAGAAAUUAGGUAUCAAGGUUUAUAAACUUCAGGACUAUGCUGAAGCAUUUUCUUCUUUGAAGAGUGGAAAAAUUGCUAAAGCUAUGUUUGCUAUAUAAAACUCUCCUCAAUGAUAAGAAGUUACAAGUAUUAAAGUAAAUUUGACUGGAAGCAUUAUUUUUUUUGAUUACAGCUUUAUGUCCAUCAUGUAAUAAUCACAUCUUUCGUCUAGAAGUUUCUUAUGGAGAAAUGCUUUGAUAUAUGAAAAAUUGUUAUGAACAACUAAAUACAGUCAUGUAGUUAAAAUUAUUGAAUAUGCAUCUUAGCAUGCUAUCAAGCACAAUACAUGGAAUUUAUCUGCAUAAUAGGUCAUCUUAAUCAAAUUUAAAUAUAUUUCUACAAAAAACUUUAAA